AUGCAAUGGGUCUUGCAUCGAGUGCUUGCCCUGAGUGGUGCUGCGGACGCGACGGAUGAAGAACUUGAUCCCUACUCGGAUAUGUGUUUUGGGCUUGCCUCGUUCAAGACAGACGAAGAGGACACUGGGUGGGAUACCGAGGAAGCAAUGGAAGGAGAAGAGGAUGUCCGAGACACUCACGGAGUCCACGAAGGAGAAUCUGAUGCUGUUCUCGGUAUUCGUGAAGCUCCGUCCCAAGCUAUGGGAAAGCAAUCUGAGUUGGUCUGCCAGGCCCUCCGGGGCGACAAAUUCGCCCUUUCCAAAGGGGAGAGUGCUUAUAUCAAUCUCAACCGCGAUGCUAUUAACAACGAGGCUGACGAAGAGCAUAAGUGUCUCGGUGUUCGUGGCUGCCAAGUGAAGAGUGUUGCAGUUGCGGACCGAAUUCUCUUUGGGAUCUGGCCCAAGGAAGAACGUCCGUUUCGCCUGUACAGAGGAUGCACUUUGGUACUCCGCGGUGAGGAAUGGUUUAACAAGGAGAAAGGCAAGGAUCAUCAGAUUCCUGGCGAGAAGUGCCUCCCGGAGGACUGGAUGGCAUCAGUGACCGAGACUUCCCCUAAGUGGAGAGGUUUGAUCGAUGCCCCGGUCCAUGCCGUCCUCCUCAAUCAAGUGGACAUCAAGCUUAUCGGUGAAGUUGAGGAGGACGAUGUUAAGGUCCAUCAGGUGGCCAGCCCCAUGGUGCAGAUGCAGAUGCUGAACGCCACUAGAAAGCUUUCUGAGCACUGGGGUGAGGAAAGCUUUGACGCCAUGUGUCGAGAAUUCGAAAAGCAGGAGGCGACAAUCCCCAGCGGCAGCAACAAGAAGCUUCCGCUUAAGUCGAUGUUCCUGAAAGCGCCUGGUAAGUACCGCAAGUUUCUUGAUGGUAUUGAGGAUAUUAAAACCUCGGGCCGAGUGAAGAGGAAGUUCAAGGUGUUCAGCAAACAACGGCAGGACUUCAAUCCUGAGUUCGUCAUCUUCGACGAGGCCAGUUUUUUCCGCGACCCUGAGAUUGUUUACAUCCUGGGUCAAUUGAAGAAUGAUGCCCGCGUACUAUUUGUGGGGAGAGAUGGCAUGGGCGAUCCCUUUGAGCGUCUGAUCAACAAAAAGUAUCAUCAGACAUUGCUGAACAUCUCGUACAGGUCCCACAAGAUCCUGUACCGACCCACCUCGGUCGCCUACUAUGACGGCCAGGUUGAAGCCUUGCACGCUGCGCCCCGUGUAGACGCCGGGAUCCACCCGAAAAACCCCCUGGUGGUCCGACAGGGUAACAGGACCUGGACUCUGCCAGGCCUGUCACACUUCCUUCACCUUGCACAUGUCGAAGGUGAUACGAAGAAGGAUCUCUCGGGAUCCUUAUUCCACCCUACGGAAGCCGAAAUUGGGGUCGCUCUGGCCCGAAGCCUUGUCGACAGAGGCUGUAGGGAAAUUCUAAUCAUGUCCCCAUACCGGGCCCAAGUGGCCCUGGUAAAGAAGCUUUGGGAGCAGAGGCAUCCCGAUGCUGCGCCCUGCCCCAAGGUCCAAACUGUUGACGCUUCCCAAGGGUCGGAGGCGGAGGCCGUGAUCGUCCUAAUCACGCGCAAUUUUGGCUCGGCCAGCUUCCUCCAGUCCGUGAAGCGGACGAACGUAAUGUUGUCAAGGGCAUGCACUGCCCAGUACCUCGACGAGGCCGAUCAUGCCCUGGACCAGAAGGUCAAUUUUUAUACCGUCAUCCCAAUAGUAUGGUAG
Messenger RNA from Aspergillus bombycis, 1740 nucleotides. RefSeq lists its product as uncharacterized. The transcript is spliced from 6 exons. The coding region runs from base 1 to 1740 and encodes 579 amino acids. NCBI's taxonomy places the organism in Eukaryota, Fungi, Ascomycota, Eurotiomycetes, Eurotiales, Aspergillaceae. The record is from RefSeq and is a predicted model, not a curated record. Gene Ontology annotation, molecular function: 5'-3' DNA helicase activity.